Molecule: messenger RNA, 1974 nt
Organism: Cuscuta campestris
Lineage: Eukaryota; Viridiplantae; Streptophyta; Magnoliopsida; Solanales; Convolvulaceae
Source: the annotation of a GenBank genome assembly
UACUAGCCCCCCCAUGUUCUUCUCAAAUCUGUCAGCUUUCCGAGUUCGCGAAUCCAAAAAUUUGGGAUUUUGAAGACCUAAAAAGUCCUCAAUCAUCAUCGUCUCCAUGAGACUAGGUUCCAGAAACCAUGGCAGCAAUCAAUCAUAAUGAAUCGCUGAUCUUCAUGCAAGCAAGCAGAGAAAGAUUGCUAUCCGGGAAUGGGUAUUCCUCGGAAUUGGGAUUCGGGUCUCCGGGUCAACCCGCCGGUGGAGGGUUUCGCGACAGAAUCUCGCGGUUCUUCGGAGAUGUUAAGGAGGGGUUGAUCAAGGCGUACGACAUGGGCCGGAAAGAUCCGCGCAAGGUGGUGUUUGCGGCUAAGAUGGGCCUGGCUCUCUCCCUUGUUUCUCUCCUCGUCUUCUUCAAAGAACCCCUCAGCUACAUUGGCACUCGCUCCGUUUGGGCCAUCCUCACUGUUGUUGUCGUCUUCGAAUUCAGCAUAGGGGCAACACUUAGCAAAGGAUUUAACAGGGCAAUCGGGACUUUUUCUGCCGGGGGACUAUCCUUGGGGAUUGCUGAAUUGUCUCUCAUGGCUGUCAAAUGGCAAGAAGAAAUCAUUGUUGUCAGCAUCUUUAUCACAGGUUUUGUAGUAAGUUACUUGAAACUGCUUCCCACCAUGAAGCAAUACGAGUAUGGAUUCCGGGUGUUCUUGUUGACCUACUGCAUAGUCUUAUUAUCUGAAUCUUCCAAAUUCAUAGAAACUGCUUUUUCCCGGCUAUUGCUUAUUGGGGUUGGUGCUGGUGUAUGCUUGCUUGUGAAUGUAUGCGUCUUCCCCAUUUGGUCCGGUGAAGAUUUGCACAAACUGGUUGUGAAAAAUUUCAAAGGCGUUGCAGAUUCUUUUGAAGGUUGUGUGAAUGGUUAUCUGCAAUCUGUUGAAUACGAGAGGGUACCUUCGAAAAUUCUUCUCUAUCAGGCAUGGGAUGACCCUGUGUACAGUGGGUAUAGGUCUGCCUUAGAGUCCACCAGCCAAGAAGAUUCUCUGUUGAGUUUUGCAGUCUGGGAACCGCCCCACGGCCGUUACAAAAUGUUCAAGUACCCAUGGAGUGAAUAUGUCAAAGUUAGCGGCGCAUUGAGGCAUUGUGCCUUCAUGGUCAUGGCUAUGCACAGUUGUAUUCUUUCAGAGAUACAGGCAGCGCCGGAACUAAGGCAUGUGUUUGGGAAGGAGAUUAAGAGAGUUGGGAACGCGGGAGCGAAAGUGAUAAGGCACCUGGGAGAGAAAGUGGAGAAAAUGGAGAGACUGGGCCAACACGUUGAAGACAUUCUCAAGGAAGUGCACCAGGCUGCAGAGGAGUUGCAGAUGCUGGUUGACCACAAGUCAUACUUGCUGGUCAACGCCGAGAACUGGGAGAGUGUGAAACGGCCCAAGAACUUGGAGGACCCAGAAGACCUCCUAGACCUCAAGGAGAGCCAGCAGCAGAAGCCGAUGCUCAUAAACUCCCUGAGCGAAGCCACUCUCAACAUGAGGUCCAUGCAGACGCUGAAGCACAUGGACACUCAACUGGAGCAGCAGACGAAUUGGCCCUCGCGGCUUUCAGUGUUGGGAGACAUGAUCCUUAAUGAGCGCGAGGUGCGGACUUAUGAGAGCGCGAGCCCUUUGUCUUUGUCUACUUUUACUUCGUUGUUGGUUGAGUUUGUUGCCAGGCUUCACAAUCUUGUCAGUGCCUUUGAGGUUCUUAGCACCAGAGCUAAGUUUGAGGAGCCAUUGGAUGGAUGAAAUGGGGGCAUGAGAGAAAGAAAGAAAGAAAGAAAGAAGUGGUUCCAUUGUUGAUGAAAUUCUUUGGGUAAAGUGACACUCAAAGAGCUUUUUGUUUGUGUGAAGGAAAUGACACAACAAAAAAAAAAAAAAGAUGACAAGUGUUAUACUCUGACCAUGUGGCAUGCUUUUGUUUUCAUGUGAACAACAAAAUACAAACGCAAAAGAAAUGAUAUUUGAUAGU